Molecule: messenger RNA, 2029 nt
Organism: Neurospora crassa OR74A
Lineage: Eukaryota; Fungi; Ascomycota; Sordariomycetes; Sordariales; Sordariaceae
Product: kynureninase
Exons: 3
Coding region: 89-1507 (472 amino acids)
Biological process (GO): NAD+ biosynthetic process
Cellular component (GO): cytoplasm
Molecular function (GO): kynureninase activity; pyridoxal phosphate binding
Source: RefSeq, a predicted model, not a curated record
CAAGAGCCUCACACAACUUUAUGACUGCAACGCGUAGUCCACCAACAACCACAACCACUCCAUCAACUCACCCAGCAAGUGGAAAAACAUGAGCACCGCAGCGGUUCAAGACGCCCGGAAGCAGGCUGAGGCUCUGGACAAUGAGGACUCUAUCGCCUUCGUCCGUGAUGAGUUCAACAUUCCCACUAAGGCCCAAAUAGCGAGCUCCCGCUUGGCCGACUCUCACCCAGCCGCCUUGCCAGCGUCUGAGGACGAUGCCAAGUGCAUAUACCUCUGCGGCAAUUCGCUGGGUGUGCAGCCCAAGAGAACCGUCACCCGUCUCAAUCAGUAUCUUACCACAUGGGCCACUCAAGGAGUGCAGGGCCAUUUCAAGCCUCUUGAAGAGUCGCCUCUCCCGACGUGGCUUGACGCCGAUGCCAAAGCUGCAGAGCUUAUUGCGCCCGUCGUCGGAGCCAAUGUGUCCGAGGUGGCUGUCAUGCAGACCUUGACUGCCAACAUCCACCUCUUGAUGUCUGCUUUUUAUCGCCCCGAUAUCAAUGGUCGUCACAAGAUCAUUCUGGAGAACAAGGCUUUCCCUAGUGACCAUUUCGCGGUCGAAACCCAAAUUCGUCAUCAUAGCUUGUCAACUGAAAAGUCCAUGGUUCUGAUAGAGUCCUCCUCCAAGGACAACAUCAUCAGCACCGAAGAAGUCUUGUCCGUAAUUUCGGCUCAUGCUGACACCACAGCUCUCCUGCUGCUGCCUGGUAUCCAGUAUUACACGGGUCAGCUGCUUGACAUUCCCGCCAUCACAGCUUUUGCCCACAAGCACGGCAUCUUCGUUAUCUGGGAUCUCGCCCACGCGGUAGGUAACGUACCACUAUACCUCCAUGACUGGGGAGUAGAUGCGGCGGCUUGGUGCAGCUACAAGUACCUCAACGGCGGGCCUGGAUGUAUCGGCGGUCUCUUCGUUCACACCAACAACAGCGUCGUAACCAAGGAGAUCACGGAUGAGAAACCGGAGGAGGGCUACAAUAACCGCCUUGCGGGCUGGUGGGGCAAUGACAAGAAGACGAGAUUUGUCAUGGCCAACAAGUUCCACCCCGUGGCGGGCGCGGCUGGCUUUCAGUUGAGCAACCCCAGCAUUCUAGAUAUCACCAGCCUGAGCGCUUCCCUGGAGAUCUUCCAGGAGGCUGGCGGCAUGGAAGCGCUGAGGAGCAAAUCCCUCAAGCUGACCAGCUUCCUUGAAGCUACUCUCGGGCACAUGAAGGAGGAAGACCGCGCUCACUUCCGUAUCAUUACCCCUUCCAAGUCAGAGGAAAGAGGCGCCCAGCUGAGUCUCAUGCUCUCCGACGGGCUCCUAGAUACCGUCAUGAAGGAGCUCGAGGCGCGCGGGGUUAUCGUUGACGAGCGGAAGCCCAACGUCAUCCGGGUCGCACCGGCCCCGUUGUAUAACACAUUCAAGGACUGCGUACUGUUCGUAGAAGCCUUCUCAGCAGCACUGGAGGUGGCCAAGCAGCACGCACUUUAGGUGACUAGACCCUUGCUUUCGUGUAUACAAAGUCACAUGCUCCGUUAUGUUUAUCCUUCCCGCCUCCCGAAUCUGUGAAUAAUGGAAACUUGAUCAGGCCAGUCGGGCAACGUGUUGCAAAAUCUAUGCAGGUUUAGUCGACCCCGCAAAAUGAUGAGCGAGUAAGAGACUGGUUCCAGCUGUCUGAGAACCGCGUGUGUGGCUCCCUCGGGCGGCUAAAUUGCAUCCGGAUGCCUGGAACGAGAAGCAAGCAGUUCCGGAAAGCACACCGAGCACAUGGACAGACAGCCUUACGUUUCUGUAAUCACUGUUGAUGGCUAGGUCUAUUCAGGAACACUGCAUUUAUAGUUAAGAACAUAUGCCACGUCUCGGUACUUGUGGUCCCUGGCCAGAGAUGGACUUAAUAACCGUAGACCAUCGAAACUAGCCAACUGCCAUGUUCAGGGUUAACGUUUAUCUUCCCUGGACUCCAUCAAUAUUUAGUUCAAAUUUACUUUACGGACCAAGCAUUGAUUUUUCAAC